UCUUAUAUAAAUGGGACUGUUAUGGGAGUAGCGGCAGUAUUAAGCUAUUCUUGCUAUUCUAUUAACUGCAACACCCAUCGUGAAGUUAUUGAAAUAAUACCAUACGAUGAAGUCUAUGCAUUAUGUUGGAUUUGAGAAUAAAGUGAAUAUUAAAAUUUAUUGCGAAAACUAGCUAAAAAUAAAACUAGCUACAAUGUUGUGCCGGCAGGUGAUGUCCGACACAAACGGAAUUGAACAAAUUUAUAUCGUCAAAUCUGAAGUGAAUUCUGAAUGCAGAGAUGGGGUUGAUGCUCUUGCAUGCUCUACACUUGAUCAAGAGGAGGUGGAUCAGAUUAAACAAGAACCGCAAAGUGAUAAUGAGGAACCAGGGAACGGUGAAAUUGUGUCAACUAGUUUCGGAAUGCUGGAUGUUAUUAUUAAAGAGGAGGUAGAUGAACUUGAACGAGAUGACAUGGGUGAAUCGAGUUCUUUUCGAAAAGAAAGCAUAAAAAAACAAAUAAUCAACAACGAAUAUACUAGUAAUGAGGAUAGUAAUGGCAGUGAUUUGUCAUAUUCAAAUACGGACACAUCCGAAGAGGAACAUAUACAAAUGGAAAGCGCACAAAUCAAGAGCUUGCGGGCUAAAUAUAUGUCGGAUCUCAGCUCAGAUGAAUCUGUAAAAGUUUCGAAAAAAAGAGGCCCGUAUAAGAAAAAAGAAAAAUCUACAGUUAAACCAAAGCAAAUGAGGAGAAAGGUUAUUAAACGUUUUGUUUGUCACUAUUGCCCCAAAAAAUUUUCCACUUUGUUUAAUAUGGAACGGCAUGAAAAGAGCCAUGAGACAAACGCUGAGAAACAAAAAUUCAAGAAAAAAAAUUUGUGCUUCAUAUGUCAACAAGAAAACGAAACUAAGGAUGCACUGCAUGAUCAUCUUUGUGUCCAUGCGGAUAUGCUACCAUAUAUGUGCAGCAAUUGUGAGAAACCAGUAAAUGUACUCUCCGUUAGGUUACUAAAUAAGCAUUUCCAACUGCACAAAGAAAUGAAAACCGGAAUUAUUAAAUGUAUGUAUUGUUCGGCUAGGUUUCAUUCAUUAUCUGGUUGUCGGCAGCACGAACGUGGUCAUGUUGAAGGAGAACACAUUAAAGAAGCUGAAGCAAGGGCGGAACUUGAAAGUAAGCGACUUAAUGUGAAAGUAAUCAUCGUUGAUGGAUUAAAGCGAUAUGAGUGCGAAUAUUGCGGCAAAUCUUACUCACUGUUAGCGACUUUGAGAAGACAUACUAAUUCGCACACCCUUGAAAAAGUUUACAUGUGCAAGAUGUGUGGAAAGAUUUUUAAUAAAGCAUCCUCACUAACGCUGCAUGAAAAAGUGCAUUCAGAUGUUAAACCAUAUAAGUGCGAAACCUGUGGUAAAGGAUUUAAGGAAACAAUAAGAUUGAUUCAGCACAGACGUAUUCAUACCGGUGAAAAACCAUACCAAUGUCAGUGCGGAAUGGCAUUUCGAAAGAAGUAUAUUUUGAAAGAGCACAGACAAAUAUGCGACCUUCCAGAGGAUACAAUAAGAAGUACGGAAUGUCGCUUCUGCCAACAAACAUUUUCCCACUAUUUGGAAAUGGUUGAACACGUGAGAAUGUCACAUGCGCUAGAAGCACCGGAAACUAAAUGCCAAUACUGUACGUCAAAGUUUAAAAACGUUGUCCAGCUUAUAAUACACGAACAACGACAUAAUAUGCCGAACGUCCUAAAAUGCAACCAAUGCAAUCGUAUUUUUAAACAAGAAAAUCACUUAGAUACACAUAUUAAAUCACACAUCAAUGAACCCGAGGCGUUUAUUUGCGAUAUAUGUGGAAAAACUUUCAGCCAAAGUGUGAAUUUGCGAAUCCACAAACGAAUACAUACUGCAAAAAGAACGGCCGUUUGCGAUCUAUGCCCUAAAAGCUUUUUAAGCUCGAACACUAUGCGUCGCCAUCGCUUAACUCACUUCAAGGGAAGUAGCAAAAAUUAUAUCCCAUCGUUGGACCAGCGGGGAGUAGGAACCAUUGACAAAAGUAAAAUACAUGUAGUCGAUAGUGUACCUCUUAUUGAGCAAAUGACCCUUGAACGAACUGUAAUAUAACAUCUAGGCUAAGGUGAUAUUAGGCCGUCUUAAUAAAAGCGUUUGCUUUACUUCACCCACAAGGUUGACACGGGUAAAGCAAAGCAAACUGUUUUAUUCAUACGGGCUAUUGUGUAAAAAAGCACGAUAAAAUUCGUUCGACACGUUAUGUUGGUGUUUAUUAAAAAUAUAGAUAAUAAAUAUAAACGUAUGUUUAAAAAUAUCCAAAUAUCUCCUCUCUUAGGUUGAGUAGCUUGACGGUUUUGCAAAUACUAUCAAGUGUGUACAAAUUUAUAAAUAUUCCAAAUAAAAAUGAUAUAUAUAGUACCUGGCAGCUGGAAUCUAUUUUACGAAAGGAAUUUGAAGUUCGAUAGCAUACAAUGGAAGUAUUUAUUGUUUUAUUUAUUGUUUUAAGCUGGCAACUCUCUAA
Messenger RNA from Sabethes cyaneus, 2498 nucleotides. Its product is annotated as zinc finger protein 883-like. The coding region runs from base 194 to 2089 and encodes 631 amino acids. Gene Ontology annotation, biological process: regulation of transcription by RNA polymerase II. The record is from RefSeq and is a predicted model, not a curated record. Gene Ontology annotation, molecular function: RNA polymerase II cis-regulatory region sequence-specific DNA binding; DNA-binding transcription activator activity, RNA polymerase II-specific. Lineage: Eukaryota; Metazoa; Arthropoda; Insecta; Diptera; Culicidae. The transcript is spliced from 4 exons. Gene Ontology annotation, cellular component: nucleus.